CCCCCCAAACCGCCAACAUGGAGUUCAUGGCCGCCCUCCGCUCGACCUUCGACGAUGCCAAACCUUCCCUCUUCGAACUCCUCUCCGAAGCCCAACUCGCCGGCCUCCUCCCACCCUCCCUGCGUUACCUCCUCUCCGUCGCAACCCACCGACAUCCGCGCUACCUCCUACGCGUCCUCAACUCCUUCGAUGAACUCUACGCCCUCCUCAUGCUCCUCGUAGAACGGCACUAUCUCAAAACCCACAGCGGCGGCUUCACAGAAAACUUCUACGGCCUCAAACGCGAAAAAGCAUUAUCCGUUGGCGAGAUCCCACGCGCAAGCAUCGCAGCGCCGUCCCACGUCCGCGAAGCCCUCACACUCACAUCGACCGACGUAUGGAAGAAUUUAGCGGUGAUGGUAGGCCUGCCAUACCUAAAGCGCAAGCUGGACGAGAGUUACGAUAUCAAUGCGCCGCGGGCGCUGCUGGGAGCGAAUUACACGCGCAUGCCGACGAACCCGACCCUCAAGCAGAGAUUCAUGCACUAUUAUCGCUGGUUCCUAAGGAAUGUGUACCCGAGUGUUAACGCGGCAUAUUAUUUCUCGAUGCUGGCGUUUAAUGUGGCGUAUUUGUUUGAUAAUAGCAAGUAUCAUUCGCCGUUCAUGUGGUUGAUUGGAACGAGGAUGAGGAGGUUGGGAGAGGCGGAUUAUAGGGCUAUUGCUGCAUUGGGGGAGACGAAGGGAGGGGCUGCUGGGAGUAACUUGGGAGUUACAAGCAUAAUGAAUCCGAGGGUCUUUGGAAGCAGGGUGUUGGGGAGUUUGAAGAUCUUGCUACCGACAAGUAUAUUUGCGUUGAAGUUUUUAGAGUGGUGGCAUGCGUCGGACUUUGCAAGGCAAUUAUCGAGGAAAGCUGCAGAGGGGAUUGAAUUGCCACCGCCAAUUAUAUCAGGACUCUCGACCUUGACGAUCAAGUUCGGUCCUGUGGCACAAAAGAAGGGAACAUUAUCCACAGAAGAGAAGCCGAAGGAAGAGAGUACAGAAAUUGAAAACCCGCCAAUAGCAGCGCUAUCACUGCUCCCCAUAUUUACAGUUCCUCCGCCGCAGGAUUCGGACUUAUGUCCCAUUUGCCAGCAAGAGAUUACAACGGCAACAGCUUGCCAAACCGGAUUCGUUUUCUGCUAUACAUGUAUACAUAGGUGGUUAGAAGGGAACCAUGAUAAACAAGAGGAAUUCAUGAAAGAUAAGGAGGGGAAGUGGGAAAGUGGGAAAGGUCGCUGUGCCGUAACUGGGAGGAGGGUGUUAGGUGGCACGGAGGGGCUAAGGAGGGUUAUGGUAUAACCAAAAUAUAUCACUAAUGAUGAAAUAACGAAAUAUGUGCCAAAUUUAGAGGAUAGGGGAAAGUGCCAUGGAAAGUCCCCUUGUCCAGGGCGUGUUGAAACAGAAGAACCGUCCCAUGCUACGCCACUGAAGAGGCGAGCACUUGUCUAACAUUGUAUCUUACCAUACAUUCGAUAAACAUUUAAGACCCCUCAAACACCUGAUGGCCAUCCUCGUCUCCCGUUCUCGACCACCAACUAUUUCCAGUCGACCAUGAACCCAAUGACGAACACUCAAUUCCCCAAGGCCAACAGCUCGCCCUUUGAUUUCACAGCCAAUGCCCCGAAUAGCGCAGAAACUUCCGCGAUGGCCGCACCGAAGGAUGCC
This is a messenger RNA of Hyaloscypha bicolor E, 1682 nucleotides long. RefSeq names its product peroxisome assembly protein. The record is from RefSeq and is a predicted model, not a curated record. The coding region runs from base 18 to 1316 and encodes 432 amino acids. Gene Ontology annotation, molecular function: protein binding; ubiquitin-protein transferase activity; zinc ion binding. Gene Ontology annotation, cellular component: peroxisomal membrane; peroxisomal importomer complex. The transcript has 2 exons. Gene Ontology annotation, biological process: protein import into peroxisome matrix; protein monoubiquitination. Lineage: Eukaryota; Fungi; Ascomycota; Leotiomycetes; Helotiales; Hyaloscyphaceae.